AUGACGCUACGGCUGGAGCCACGCGGCAAGGCGGCGCUGGUUACAGGCGGUGCAGCCGGCUUGGGUGCUGCCGUCUCCAAGGCGCUGGUCUCGGCAGGGGCCAAGGUGGCGGUGGUGGACGUGGAUGCUGCUGCGGGUAGCCGCCUCGUGCAGGGGCUGAGGGCCGCAGCAGGCGACGGCAGCGCCAUCUUCCUGCACGCUGACGUCACAGACUUCGCGCGCCUCCAGGACGCAUUUGAGAUGGCGAAGGGGACUUUCAAUGGGUUGGACAUCGUCAUAAAUAACGCCGGUGUCGGAAAUGAUGUCGAGUGGCAACGAGAGAUCGAUAUUAAUUUGAAGGGCGUGGUGGGCGGCACGCUGCUGGGUCUGCGGCUGGCCACCAGGGGCGCGCGUGUGCUCAACGUGGCGUCGGUGGCCGCGCUGGCCGCCUUCUGCUGCGCCCCCGUCUACACCGCCACGAAGCACGCCGUCGUCGCGCUCACACGCUGCUAUGGGGCAGCAGAGCACACGGAGAAGACAGGUGUGACGGUGGUGGCGGUGUGCCCCGGGCCCUGUGAUACGCCGCUGCUGGAGAACAUGGGCAGGUACUUGCCCGAGGCCUGGCAGGCGGAGCAGUUCUACUCCCUGGUCCAGCAGUUCGGAGUCUCCAGGAGAGCGAACACGUCGACGGCAGUGUCUUUGGCGCAGCCGCCAAUCAGAGAGUUGAACGCUAUUGUCCACCAGGUGAAGGCCACGGCGCGUUACAAGAUCCUGUCGGCGUGA
This is a messenger RNA of Schistocerca cancellata (South American locust), 762 nucleotides long. Its product is annotated as 15-hydroxyprostaglandin dehydrogenase [NAD(+)]-like. Lineage: Eukaryota; Metazoa; Arthropoda; Insecta; Orthoptera; Acrididae. The transcript has 7 exons. Bases 1 to 762 code for a protein of 253 amino acids. Gene Ontology annotation, cellular component: cytoplasm. The record is from RefSeq and is a predicted model, not a curated record. Gene Ontology annotation, molecular function: oxidoreductase activity, acting on the CH-OH group of donors, NAD or NADP as acceptor.